CCCUCGCACAGGUCAAGCAAACGAGGGAGCAGUGUCGGUGAACAAAGCUAGUUCAGGAACUGCUGUUCUCAAAAUCUCUGUGCCUAGAAUAUUGUGACUCUGAGAGGAAGUGCGGUCAGAGCAUCACGAGUUGCGGAUGAUCCGAUCAUCACCAUGGGAUCUCCUGACAUCGCCAAUUAUCCUUCAUUGACUGCAGAGGAGUUUGAAGAAGCCUGCCACCAUCUAGAUAGCAGGUACCGACGGGCGACUCUAGGCUUCAAGCGCGCGCAGUGGAGGCUUCGAUUAAGGACGGGCCUGCGGGGAAAUGACUUCCAUUAUGGGUGUUCACCAGGCACCAGUGUCGAGAUCACGAAGCCACUCGAACCCUUCAACGACGACAUUGAUCUCGAUUUCGAAGCUUUGCGCGUUUCAGGAACACACCACUGGAUGCCACAGGCCGAUCAAGAGAUGAGAGAUAUGGAGGCAUCAGAUCAGGCUGCCAUACAGAAGUCUCCAUCUGCACAUCAAGGCGGAUGGGUGACCUAUGAGAUUCUGCUUCAUCCAACAUAUCAAGUACCUGUCUUAUAUUUCCAACUGUAUGGUCUUCCGGCAUGCGAGCCGCGGUACGAUGUAGAGACUGUGUUCCGGCGCCUUGUCCCGGACCCGUACAAACAAGGACUUCGCAGCCUCAACGGCGUUGGGGGUAUUUCCAUCGAUCAUCACCCCGUAUAUGGCGAGCCAUGCUUCUUCAUACACCCCUGCCUGACAGGGGAGAACAUGGCUCCUUUUCAGUGCUCGCGAGAGGAGUAUCUCACGAUUUGGAUCGGGCUGACAGGCGCUUGUGUUGGUUUAGCCGUGCCCAUGGAAAUGAUCCCACGAAACGGUGUUGACAUUGUUUGAAAGCCUGCGCGUAAGGGCGCGCCGAUUGCUGUGCACAAAGGUUCGGGCGAUCAUUCGUCGUCGCUGUCCUCUUCCAUAGCCACGUCCGAGUCACUGUCCUCGUCGUCGCGUGUUCGCUUCUGCCCUCGUGCGUCGGUCUCGGCGUCCUUCAUCUGCUGAUCAGCCGGGGCCGCAGCUGGCUUUGCAGGCAGUCCGCUGCCAGUGGUGGCUGGCGCAGCCGCGCCGGGAGGUGGUGCGUUGAAGAUGCUCUGCUGCAGCUCGGUCUGCUCAACGUCGGCGGCGCCGGACAUGUUGGGGAUUUUGAACGUGCCGUCCAGUUUGCUGACGAAAUCGGAUUUGCUCUUGGCGUAUUGGAUCUUCUGUAGAUAACGCGUCAGACUUGCUGCCCUAUGAUCAAGACGUCAUGCAAUAGACUUACCAUUGGCCGACCGAGGAACUGUU
This is a messenger RNA of Emericellopsis atlantica, 1320 nucleotides long. RefSeq names its product autophagy-like protein 3. NCBI's taxonomy places the organism in Eukaryota, Fungi, Ascomycota, Sordariomycetes, Hypocreales, Bionectriaceae. Bases 154 to 879 code for a protein of 241 amino acids. Gene Ontology annotation, cellular component: intracellular anatomical structure. The record is from RefSeq and is a predicted model, not a curated record. The transcript has 3 exons. Gene Ontology annotation, molecular function: Atg12 transferase activity. Gene Ontology annotation, biological process: macroautophagy; protein lipidation; protein modification by small protein conjugation.